This is a messenger RNA of Ichthyophthirius multifiliis, 1070 nucleotides long. Its product is annotated as uba and wwe domain protein 1. The record is from RefSeq and is a predicted model, not a curated record. The transcript is spliced from 4 exons. Gene Ontology annotation, biological process: protein polyubiquitination; positive regulation of protein catabolic process; proteasome-mediated ubiquitin-dependent protein catabolic process. NCBI's taxonomy places the organism in Eukaryota, Ciliophora, Oligohymenophorea, Hymenostomatida. Gene Ontology annotation, molecular function: ubiquitin-protein transferase activity. The annotation marks the transcript as partial.
CUUUCCCCUUAAGAAAUAAAGAAUUUCCCAUAUGAAGAAAAGUUAAUUUGGUUUCGCAAAUAAAUCUAAAAUCUAAAAAUACAUUGGUCAGAAGGAUUUGAUUCUAUUUUAGUUGAUAGUAGCAACAUACUUUAAAGUUCUUUAGAUUGCUUUGAAAUAAUAAACUUCCAUAAAGAAGUAAAAAUAAUUUUCUAAAAUGACAAAGUUUAAGAUGCCGGAGGUUUAUUAAGAGAAUGGAUAUAUAUAAUUUAAAAACAAUUAUUUGGCAAAACAAACGAAAAGCCUUUUAUUUUAGCAGAUACAGAAGAUACAACUUAUAAAAUAAACCCGAAAAUAAAUCCUAAUGAUGAUAAAAUAUUUAAAUUAUUUGGAAAAGUACUAGCGAAAUCUAUAAUGGAAAAAAUUCCUUUGGAAUGCUAAUUAGACCAAAUAACAAUAAAAUAAAUUUUAAAUAAAAGAAUUACUAUAUAUGAUUUAUAUUCUCAUGAUUAAAAUCUUUAUAGAUCUUUCCUUUAUUUAAAAAAUAAUACACUUUCAGAAAAUUAAUAUAUAGGAGAAUUCGUAUAUGAGUAGUAAGAGUUAAUACAAAACGGAAAAAAUAUACAAAUUACCGAAUAAAAUAAAAACUUUUAUAUGGAAAAAGUUCUCAAAUAUAUAUCAUAAAAAAGAAUAAAGCCAUUUAUAUAAGCAAUUAAAUAAUCUUUUUAUGAAGUUAUUCCUUAGAAUAUAAUUGAAGUUUUUGAAAAUAAUGAAUUUAUGAUGAUAGUUUAUGGGCUUCCCUUUAUAAGCUUGAAAGAUUGGAAAGAAAAUACAAUUUAUAAAAAUGGAUAUAAUGUUAAUCAUCCUUUAAUUAUAUCAUUUUGGAAAAUUUUAAGUAAAAUUAAUUAAUUUUAAUUAGCUAAAUUUCUGCAUUUUUGUACUGGAUCAUAAAAAAUUGGAAUAGAUGGAUUUAAAAAUCUAGAAUCUAAUAGAGGAAAUAUAUCGAAAUUUUGUAUUGAAUAAGUGAAAUUUGAUAUGAAAAAUCCUUAUUUGAAAGCACACACAUGCUUUAAUAGAUUGGAAUUGCCAUU